Molecule: messenger RNA, 1604 nt
Organism: Alligator mississippiensis (American alligator)
Lineage: Eukaryota; Metazoa; Chordata; Crocodylia; Alligatoridae
Product: gonadotropin-releasing hormone II receptor
Exons: 3
Coding region: 1-1206 (401 amino acids)
Biological process (GO): G protein-coupled receptor signaling pathway
Cellular component (GO): membrane
Molecular function (GO): peptide binding; gonadotropin-releasing hormone receptor activity
Source: RefSeq, a predicted model, not a curated record
AUGGAGCAGGGCCGGGAGCUGGCACGCCGUCUGUGUCCCUCGCAGCGCGCCCCCAGGAUGAACGCCAGCGGGGCAGGGGCUGGCAAUGGGAGCGCGGGGCCCCUGCGGCUGCCCACCUUCUCGCCGGCGGCGCAGGCCCGCGUGGGCAUCACGCUGGCGCUGUUCACGCUGGCGGCGGGCGGGAACGCGGCGGUGCUGCGGGCGGCCGGCGGCAGGCGGCGGGGACGGCGGUCCCAUGUGCGGGUGCUGCUGGCGCACCUGGCGGCUGCCGACCUGCUGGUGGCCGUGGUGGUGAUGCCGCUGGACGCCGGCUGGAACGUCACGGUGCAGUGGUACGCGGGCGACCUGGCCUGCCGCGCGCUCAUGUUCCUCAAGCUGCUGGCCAUGUACGCCUCGGCCUUUGUCACCGUCGUCAUCAGCCUGGACCGCCAGGCCGCCAUCCUGCGCCCGCUGGCCAUCGCCCGUGCCCGCCGCCACAACCAGCUUCUGCUGUACGGCGCCUGGCUGCUCAGCGCCACCCUCGCUGCCCCCCAGCUGUUCCUGUUCCGCACCGUGACCGUCCGCGCCGCGCAGAACUUCACGCAGUGCACGACCCACGGCAGCUUCCCGCGGCGCUGGCACGAGAUCCUCUACAACAUGCUCAGCUUCGCCGGCCUCUUCCUCCUCCCGCUGCUCAUCAUGGUCACCUGCUACGCUCGCAUCCUGCUGGAGAUCUCCCGCCGCGCCGGCACCAGCCUCUUCUCCUCCAAGGAGGCACCACUGCGGCGCUCGAGGAACAACAUCCCGCGGGCACGGCUGCGCAUGCUGCGGCUGAGCCUGGCCAUCGUGGGCUCCUUCGUGCUGUGCUGGACGCCGUACUACCUGCUGGGGCUCUGGUACUGGUUCUGCCCGCGCACCAUGGAGCGCCACGUGCCCCCCUCGCUUGCCCACCUCCUCUUCAUCUUCGGCCUCCUCAACGCCUGCCUGGACCCCCUCACCUACGGCCUCUUCACCCUGCCCCUGCGCCACCGGCCCCGAUGCUGCUGGCCCUGUGGGCAUCGCCCGCCCCCGGGGGCUGAGCCCACGUCCCCGGCCACGGGCUCCUUCCGCUGCUCGGCCUCCUCCAUCCAGGCCCGGCGGGGAGCUCCGGGCACGAGGCACGAGGCUCCCGACGCCCCGGCCGACCUGGGUCCCAGGGCCGGCAGCUUCCACAGCAGCUCCCUGUGACCGCACCCGAGGGGCCGGCCUGGGGCCCUGCUGGCAUCCAGCUCCCCGGGGUCCCCGGGGCUGGGGCACAGGGCUGGGCAAGCGGAGCCUCCUCGACCCCCAGCUCCCGGACCCCCAGCACCGGCACGAGGGGCUAAGGACAGGCCUGAGAGCCGGAGGGGAAUGCCGGGGUCCGGGCUCAGCCGUGGGGUGGGGGACCCCUGGGACAGGCAGCCUGGCGGGGCACUGAGGACGAGACAGGAUCAGGCCCGGCCGGAGGUUUUCAGGGUUAACCCUAAUCCGGCCCCGCACCCCCGUGCACAGGCUCACCCCCUCCAGCCCAGGGGUGACGGGGGCACCUGCCUUGCCACUUUUUGGAUAGACGUGGCCCCUCCCUUUACAUAAAUAUUCAUGAAAGA